GAAGGUGAAAGCAGUAUACAGGUGCCAGCCAGGUCGGCUCUGGGUCGGCUUCAGCCUCCUCAUCUUCCUCUUGGUCAUGCUUCAAGUCGUGGAGAAGAUGCAGCCUGCCAAAAACUGCCGGUGUGAGCUGGAGCAUGCCCUGCAGCAGACCACAGACCACAGCCAGAAGAGGCUGAGCUAUGGCCUCCAGUCCCCCGACCUGCUGUGGGAGGACGAUCCCCAGCACUGGCAGAGGAACGCCGUGCCCGACCCCACUUUGAGCGAGACCACAGAGGAUGUUUUUCAGAUGCAUCUGUACUUCAACCAGGCAACCCCACUGGAAAGCAGCCCAGGCAGCCAAGAGGAGCACUGGACGUGGCAGCCUGCAGAGAGCAACAGGAAGGUGCAAGCCAAUCCUUCAUCCACAGGGCUGAAACCCCAGCUUCCUAGCCUGAGCAAAGCAGCCAGAGAGGGUCCUUCUCCAAGUCUUCCUGGGAAGGUCUCCACAGUCUGGGGAGAUGCUGAGGCCGUCACCAGCAAAUUCAUAAUCUUUGCACACAGGAUGACUGCUGAGGAGCACAAGAGAACGUCACCACCAGAAACAACGCAGGUCGCGGCACAGAGCCGGUCUCAGCCUCAAGCCAUGGGUUCCCCACACCAUCAGUUGGGCAACUCACUCAAACAUGCUGUACCUAAUUCAGCUCCACCUCCACAGGCAGAGGACUUUUACAAGGCAGACCCGGAGAGGGGAUAUUUCCCAAGCUGGACAGAAGUCUCAAAGGUUGAUGAGGUGACUCUUGGAGAAGGCCAGCAGGCCAGAGGGGUCUCCUCUCAAGGGCAGACCUGUAAGCCCAAGACUGACAUUGUUUUCCUGAAAGUCCACAAGAGCGCCAGCAGCACUGUCAUGAAUAUUCUGUUCCGCUUCGGCGAGACACACAACCUCACCUUUGCCUUCCCCAUCGGGGGCGGCAACCAGCUCUUCUACCCACGCCCCUUCUUGGCGAAGUUUGUGCGGGGCUUCUCCCCCAGAAACCCUCAGCAUUUCAACAUCCUCUGUCACCACAUGCGAUUCCUGCAGGCAGAGGUGCAGAAAGUGGUGUCCAGCUCAGCCGUGUACUUCUCCAUCCUGAGGAACCCCGUGCAGCUCAUGGAGUCCUCCUUCACAUACUACAAGGGCACAUCGGCUUUCUCCCGCGCCCACAGCCUGGAGGAGUUCCUCAGCCAGCCCUACCACUACUACAACCCCACUGACGGUGACAGCCACUACGCCAGGAAUCUCAUGACGUUUGACUUUGGCUUCAACCCCGAUGGAGAUGUCUCCACCGAGCGUGUACAACUCAUGCUGAAGGCCAUCGAGGCAUCCUUUGACCUGCUCCUCAUCUCUGAGUACUUUGACGAGUCCAUGGUGCUGCUGAAGGAGGUGCUGUGCUGGGACCUGGACAGCGUUGUCUCCUUCCCACUCAACAGCAGAGACAGCAGCACCAAGUCCCCCCUCUCGGACACCAUCAUGAAGAAGAUAAAGGAGUGGAACAGGCUGGACUGGGAAAUCUACGCCCACUUCAACAGGACCUUCUGGGAAAGGAUCGACCGAGACAUCGGCAGGGAGCGCAUGCAGCAGGAAGUCAAGGCGCUUCGGGCAAGGCAGGCAGAGCUGGCGAGGACCUGCCUGCAAGGGACAGGCAGCGUGGCACCCAAGGACAUCAAGGACUCUUCCCUGCGGCCGCUGCAGCACGGCAGCGCAAAGAUCCUGGGCUAUAACCUCAAGCAGGGCUUGGACAAGGAGACGGAGCUCAUGUGCCGGCGGCUGGUGACCCCCGAGCUGCAGUACAGCAGCGCGCUCUACAAGAAGCAGUUUCCCCAGAAGCCACCCCAGACCCCCCAGCCCGCUCCCUCUCGGCAGGGUCAUGCCCUGCGCCACAGGCUGGAGGACACCCAAAACUGA
Molecule: messenger RNA, 1921 nt
Organism: Mesitornis unicolor (brown roatelo)
Lineage: Eukaryota; Metazoa; Chordata; Aves; Mesitornithiformes; Mesitornithidae
Product: galactose-3-O-sulfotransferase 2-like
Exons: 3
Biological process (GO): glycolipid biosynthetic process
Cellular component (GO): membrane
Molecular function (GO): galactosylceramide sulfotransferase activity
Source: RefSeq, a predicted model, not a curated record